Molecule: messenger RNA, 1876 nt
Organism: Nanorana parkeri
Lineage: Eukaryota; Metazoa; Chordata; Amphibia; Anura; Dicroglossidae
Gene: CALCRL
Product: calcitonin receptor like receptor
Exons: 13
Coding region: 1-1695 (564 amino acids)
Biological process (GO): adenylate cyclase-activating G protein-coupled receptor signaling pathway; angiogenesis; cell surface receptor signaling pathway
Cellular component (GO): plasma membrane
Molecular function (GO): calcitonin receptor activity; adrenomedullin receptor activity; calcitonin gene-related peptide receptor activity
Source: RefSeq, a predicted model, not a curated record
AUGUACAACAUAGUGUACAGAGGCAUCAGCCAGGACUAUGUAAUGUACAACAUAGUGUACAGAGGCAUCAGCCAGGACUAUGUAAUGUACAACAUAGUGUACAGAGGCAUCAGCCAGGACUAUGUAAUGUACAACAUAGUGUACAGAGGCAUCAGCCAGGACUAUGUAAUGUACAACAUAGUGUACAGAGGCAUCAGCCAGGACUAUGUAAUGUACAACAUAGUGUACAGAGGCAUCAGCCAGGACUAUGUAAUAUCAACGGUUGUCUCCUCCAAGAUGUCUCCUUCAAAGAUGGGAACACAUCUUCCUUUAUUUUAUAUCUUCUUCAUCUUUAUCGCAGCCACCGCCGCAUCGAACAUAGAGACGCAGGAGCAGGAAACCUUCGAAGGAGACGUCUUCCCCGUGAAAGUGACGAGAUACAAGAUUAUGACUGCGCAGUAUGAAUGCUACCAGAAGAUCCUCCAUGACAAGUCCCCGGGAAAGGAAGGUCAGGUCUGUAACAGGACGUGGGACGGCUGGUUGUGUUGGGCCGAUGUGGCUGUCGGAGAAAUCUCGGAGCAGCGAUGUCCCGAUUAUUUCCAGGACUUCGAUCCCACCGAGAAAGUCACCAAAGAAUGCGACGAAAAGGGGAACUGGUUUCGGCACCCUGAAAGUAACAGGACGUGGAGCAACUAUACCCGCUGCAACAAACACACUCUCAUCAAAGUAAAGACCGCACUCAAUCUGUAUUAUUUGACGAUUAUUGGACAAGGAUUGUCGAUUGCCUCGCUGUUAAUAUCAUUGGCAAUCUUUUUUUAUUUCAAAAAUUUGAGCUGCCAGAGAAUCACUCUUCACAAAAAUCUUUUCGUGUCCUUCGUUUGCAAUUCCAUUGUUACCAUCAUUUCGCUGACAGCUGUGGCCAACAAUCAGACUUUAGUUGCAACCAACCCGGUGAGCUGCAAGAUCUCCCAGUUCAUCCACUUUUAUCUGAUGGGAUGCAACUACUUCUGGAUGCUGUGUGAAGGAAUCUAUCUCCAUACGCUCAUAGUGGUGGCCGUGUUUGCCGAGAAGCAGCACUUGAUUUGGUAUUACUUACUAGGAUGGGGGUUCCCUCUGAUUCCGGCAUGCAUACACGCAGUGGCCAGAACCUUGUAUUAUAACGACAACUGCUGGAUAAGUUCCGACACCCACUUGCUCUAUAUCAUCCACGGGCCCAUUUGUGCCGCUUUGUUGGUGAACCUCUUCUUUCUGCUGAACAUUGUCCGCGUUUUAAUCACCAAACUGAAAGUGACACACCAGGCCGAAUCCAACCUGUACAUGAAAGCCGUGCGGGCCACGCUCAUCCUCGUGCCUCUUCUUGGGAUCCAGUUUGUACUGUUGCCAUGGAGACCGGAGGGACACAUUGCGGAGGAAAUAUACGACUACGUUAUGCACAUUCUCAUGAAUUACCAGGGAUUACUGGUGGCUACAAUAUUUUGUUUCUUCAAUGGCGAGGUUCAAGGUGUUCUGAAAAGACAUUGGAACCAGUACAAGAUCCAGUUCGGAAAUAGCUUUGCCCACUCCGAGGGCCUCCGAUCGGCGUCCUACACCAUAUCCUCCAUUAGCGAGGCGCAGGGCACCACGUAUACCCACGACUACAACAGCGAGCACACAAACGGGAAGAACUGCCAUGACAUGGAGAACAUAUCCUUCAAACCUGAGAAGCCCUACAUGUGAAUGGCGAGUUACCGCUCCGAGACUGUGCGCCCGUGUGCCGAGGAGAACCACUGCCAAUGCCUACUACUCAUGUUAUGUUUGUUUCAGUACGUAUUUCUAUAUUUAUAGUAAGUUUGUAAACUGCAUUAUGGUUUUUGUUUUGCACUUGUAUAGAAGACAACUUCUACCCGGCCAGGAGAAU